Molecule: messenger RNA, 4490 nt
Organism: Dermacentor andersoni
Lineage: Eukaryota; Metazoa; Arthropoda; Arachnida; Ixodida; Ixodidae
Source: RefSeq, a predicted model, not a curated record
UUUAGUUUUGAUUUUGCUGGUAGCCGGCAUAACCCAACUUCAGUCCAAACAGUGUCCCUUUGUCAUUUAAUAUUACGUGUGCAUCUCUAAAGUGAUUGGUGUCGUCAUCGCGGACAAACGCAAUUUUCAACGGUAUGACAAGCGUGUCUCAACGGUAGUAUUUUCGAGAAGACGCGCCAAGCCCUGAAGCGUGACACGGCGGCCGAGGAUGUUCACGACAUAAGAUCGAAGCGGCCACCAAGCGCCGUGAACGACGAGGAAGACAACGGGUGCACGAGUACGGCAGCACGAGGGCGCGCUCGCAGUGUUCGAACCAGGCGGGCAGCAGCUCCGAGCUCCUGGGCGGAACGAGGCGAGGGCUCCUGCCAGGCGAGACGUCCGUGGCAAGGUGCGGAGGACCGCGGAGCCGAGCGUGGACGUCCCAGGGCCCCUGCUGCCAGUGAUCGAGACGCUGGCGGACCCGAGGGCCGCCUGUCCCUGAGCUGCCGCACCUGAGCUGUGCCGAGCAGCGUUUCAGUCUGGCACAGAUGUUGCUGUGCUAGACGAGGUCCUCACGUGCGACCGCCGUACGUGGAUUACGAGCGGCGCAUGAGCUGGGCACCGAGGUCGUGCUGGAAGUGCGACUGUAGCACAUCGGUCGCGAGCGGCGUCCGAGCCGAACAUCGAGGACGUGUGGAACAAGGCGUCCCCUGGCUGCUGCCACGGCGGCUCCUGAGCGUGCCGAGUCCGAGAACCGUGCUGAACGGGGCCCGAGCGUGUGGUCGUCGCGGCCAGCUCCAGCACGGGUGGCCGCACGGUGCCGUGACGACCGAACUGUGAGCCUCGCAACGCGGGACUGUUUCAGCCCGUGGACACACUGACUGCAGUUACGCUGUCAUCAACUCUCUGUACAUAUUCAUAUUUUAUAGGUUGCUCUGAGUUUUAUAAACGCACAUAAAUGACUCUCUGUCUUUCUUCCGCAUCACUGCGCACUAGCGAAAGUGCCGAACCGUCCUAAUCACCACAAUUUCUGGCGUCCGCGACAGGACUAAGCUCUGCUUCCACCCUUAAGAGCCGCACUUCGCUUGUGUGCAGUGGUCGGAAAUGGGCUGGGAGAAAUUUAUUCCGAUAGGCAAGGAGCUUGGCUUGUCCGGUAAAGAACUAAGAGAGUGGAUUGACGAACAGCUUAACAGAGAACGCGAUAAACGAGCUGAGGUCAGGGAAGCAGCGCGAGUAGCCCAUGAACAGGAGAUCGCUCGAAUGACGGCGGAACGAGCUUUGUUAGAGACUAGACUAGAUGUCGUCUUGCAGAGCACGCGCCUGGGACGGUCGAAACCGGAAGCGGACGCGCGGAAAGCAGCCGUGAAGCAUUUGGAAGUCCCCACAAGCUUAUUCCUCCCUACAACGAGAGCCGCGACGAACUCGACGCGUACAUACAGCGCUUCGAGCGGGUAGCCACGAGCCAAGGAUGGCCAAGCGAUAGGUGGGCGCUAUCGUUAAGCUUGUGUUUGUCAGGCGAAGCCUUGAGCGUGAUCGGACGCAUGGCUGCGGACGAUGUCACAGACUAUCAAAAGCUGAAGCAAACUUUAUUGCAAAGGUUCCGGUAUACGGAAGAAGGAUACCGUCAAAAGUUUCGCGAAACUAAGCCGGAGAAUUCCGAGACAGGGCGGCAGUUUGCUGGUCGACUGCUUGGGUACUUCGAUGAUUGGCAGCAGAUGGCAAAAACAGAGAAAACAUAUGACGCAUUAAGAGAUAAGAUUGUUUCUGAACAGUUUUUGCUACGUUGCGAUGAGAGGCUCGCCAUCUUCCUGAAAGAGCGAGGAUGCCGCGGCCUCGACAAGCUAGCCGAAGCGGCUGACCAUUAUUUGGAGGCGCAAAACCUAACAAACCUCACCAGAGGAAAAGAAGAUAGAGGGAUUAGUAAAGCAGCCCUGCAAAGCAAGAAUUCCGAAACAGAGGCCAGGAAAGGAAAGGUUGAGUGCUUUCUAUGUGGCAAGCAAGGACACCGUGCUGCAGAUUGUUGGACGCGGUCAAAAGGACCGAAGUCCUCGUCUUGCUGGAAAAGCACGAAACAUGGACAUAAAGCUGACGAGUGCCCGAACAGAAACGGCAGCAACACGGAGGCGUCUAGUGCCAUUACUGUCUGCGACAGGAUGCCUGCCGCCCGGAACAAAGCAAGUCCGGCUCCUACCACUAAAUCUGAGUAUAAAACAAGGCCCCCUGUAAAAACAUAUGGAGAAGACAUCUGCCUUGGUCUUCAGACGCAAGAGAUGCCGACGGCAAGCGGAUAUCUCAAUGGACACCCGGUGUCGGUGUUGAGAGAUUUCGGCUGCAGUACUGUGGUCGUCAGGCGUUCGAUGGUGCCGGAAAAGAAUUUCACCGGUAUCAUGCGUACCAUUUACCUUCUGGACGGUUCGUUUAAGCGGCUUCCAGAGGCAAAGGUCUAUGUAGAUUCCCCCUUCUUCCGAGGAAGGACACUGGCACUCUGCAUGGAAAGGCCACUCUAUGAUGUUGUUCUUGGGAACAUCGACGGGGUGCUCUACCCUACUGGUUUCAAUCCGUCACAUGACCUGUCUGACAUGUCAAAACGGCACAAGGACUCGGCGACAGCAGAGGAGCCUGUUCGACACCAAGGCGUGUGCCCGGAUAGAGCUACCGUGAGUGCUGCGUCAAACCCUGCAACUGUGUCGACUGAGGCAACCAAGCAGGAGACGGAACCGUCUACUGAAGCAAAGGAUGAAGGUGCUACUGAAAGAGCUGGAGAAGGCCAGGAGGGCAGGAGACGAGCGUCCCUUCGGGCCAAUGGGCUUGUGAGUGAAGACAGUCUCGGUCGCCGUCGCAAGCGGCGCAAGCCCAGAAAGGAGGCGGAUAGCCACAGCCAAAGUGAGCCCGAGGGCAUUGACCGGAAAGGAGGAACUCCAUGUCGGGGUGGGCUCCGUUCUUACCAGCGACGCGUCCCUCGGGAUCGUUCAGACACAAGGUCACGCAUUGAUGUUGAUGAAAGCAUCCCCGAGUCACAUCGUUACGUCUCGGCUGAUGACACGCGCAAGUGUUCAUUGUACAUUGGGAACAUGUCAAGCCAGGUGACCAAGGAUGAAGUUCGUGCCCUGUCAGAUGCCAUCCGCAGUGUCCGCUUUAUAAACAGGCACAGUGCAUUCCUAGAUUUUGAGAGCCCAGAAGUGGCUACUGUACAGCUGGAGCUCCUGCGCAGCAAGCAGCUCAAGGGGAAGCCAGUGCAGGUGGAGCCUAGCAGACCACGGAACAGUUCCACAUACAAGCCAGACCGCCUGCUGUAUGUGCGAGGGCGUCCUGGUGACAAAGGCAUGGAUACCCUUGGAUUGCUAUUUCCUGAUGCCUUGCUCAUUGAUCGCCGUGCAGGCAAAGUGCUGCUGCGAUUCAAGGACCAUGAAAGGGCCAUAAGUGCCAUCAAACAAGUUAUUGCUCAUGAUGGGACAGACUACAAGUUCAGCUUUGCUGCUGUUUGUCCGAGAUGGAACCGCCGAGGUCCACCCCGAGGAGUGUGGCGUGAAGGGUAGCGAAAAUGUAGGCGCUGACCAGAUGAAACGAGCGCAAACUUACAGCAUGAAGUAAUUGUAUUUACCGCGUUUGUGAACACUUCAUGAACUACUUCUGUGCGUGGAAAAAAAAAAAAAAACUCUUGCAUAUGAACACUUUGUGCCUUAAGGACUGCGAACUUUACCCAUGCACGUGAUUUGGAAAGUUGUUUUCGUGAAACAACUUCUUAAAGUGGGGGGUGAAAUGUCAUACGUAAGUGCCGCGCGUCGCCCCUAGAAGAUCGAAGCGGCCACCAAGCGCCGUGAACGACGAGGAAGACAACGGGUGCACAAGCACGGCAGCACGAGGGCGCGCUCGCAGUGUUCGAACCAGGCGAGCAGCAGCUCCGAGCUCCUGGGCGGAACGAGGCGAGGGCUCCUGCCAGGCGAGACGUCCGUGGCAAGGUGCGGAGGACCGCGGAGCCGAGUGUGGACGUCCCAGGGCCCCUGCUGCCAGUGAUCGAGACGCUGGCGGACCCGAGGGCCGCCGGUCCCUGAGCUGCCGCACCUGAGCUGUGCCGAGCAGUGUUUCAGUCUGGCACAGAUGUUGCUGUGCUAGACGAGGUCCUCACGUGCGACCGCCGUACGUGGAUUGCGAGCGGCGCACGAGCUGGGCACCGAGGUCGUGCUGGAAGUGCGACUGUAGCACAUCGGUCGCGAGCGGCGUCCGAGCCGGACAUCGAGGACGUGUGGAACAAGGCGUCCCCUGGCUGCUGCCGCGGCGGCUCCUGAGCGUGCCGAGUCCGAGAACCGUGCUGAACGGGGCCCGAGCGUGGUCGUCGCGGCCAGCUCCAGCACGGGUGGCCGCACGGUGCCGUGACGACCGAACUGUGAGCCUCGCAACGCGGGACUGUUUCAGCCCGUGGACACACUGACUGCAGUUACGCUGUCAUCAACUCUCUGUACAUAUUCAUAUUUUAUAGGUUGCUCUGAGUUUUAUAAACGCACAUAAAUGAC